Psammomys obesus (fat sand rat) is the source of this 1143-nucleotide messenger RNA. It is a transcript of the gene Fam216a, whose product is annotated as family with sequence similarity 216 member A. The coding region runs from base 49 to 804 and encodes 251 amino acids. The record is from RefSeq and is a predicted model, not a curated record. The transcript has 7 exons. NCBI's taxonomy places the organism in Eukaryota, Metazoa, Chordata, Mammalia, Rodentia, Muridae.
CCAGGGGCCGUGGCCUCACGGUGGGUGUGGUGCACGCGUGCCGACGGGAUGCCGAGCCGUUGGCCCGGGGCCGCGGAGCCGCCCGCAUUGGCCUGUACGGAAGGCGGCGACGGAUCAGCUGGACAUUCUUAUCACCAGAAUUCCAAAGGCCCUGGUGAGCAGCAUAAAGCAGAUAGAAUCAAAGAGGGAAAUAGAGUGUACUCACACAUUGCCAAGCUGCAGGAGUUAUGGAAAACUACUCAACUCCAAACAAUUCAUAUCCCUAAAUCAAUGACAGAUGCAUCUUUUCUAAAGCACCCAGAACUUACCUCAGGCCAGAGGCACCACCUGUGCAGCGUUGCUAAUAUCUGUAACUCCAGCUAUCUGAGGACCUUAAUGAAGAAGCAGUACAUGCAUUUGUUUCAUAAUGUUUCACAAAAACCAGGUGUCCUCACUCAUCACAGAAGCCAUAUCAGCUCUCGCUAUUCACAGAAACAGACCUCCCCCUGUACUACAUGGCGACAUCAUCUGGAGAGAGGAGGGUCUUUGAGCAUUGCAGCUGCAGCACCUGAAAUGAUCAUACAUUCCCUUUGGCGACCACUGAGACACAAAGAAGGGUUAAAAAUUGGAUAUGCAUCUAAAACAAAAUGCAAGUCACUGAAGAUUUUUAGAAGACCAGGCAGACUGUUCUUGCUACCAGUUUCUUCAAAUGUUUAUCAACCAUGCAUGAAUGAAGAAACAAAGGAAGAUGAUCUACUGAAUAAAUGCAUGCAGUCCAUGUCCAUUCAAGAACAGGACACAUCUCAUCUCAACCUGACAGUCUAGUCCUCCAUAUCAAGUUCAGCUAUCAGCAAAUAUUCAGAUGCUGAGCAGGAGGUAGACAAGGAACAGUUGAGAACCAUGUAUAGGACAGUGCUAGUCGCGAGUUUGUUGUUUUGGUUGUUGGGAAAUUUACAGCAACCUUCUUUGUCCAACAUACUUUUGUGUACCAGUGAUAUCUGUGUAAUGUAUGCAUGUUUUUAGCUAUGAACAAUUAAAAUUUUAGUUGACACAUAAAACUGAGUUUUUAAAAAUUAUUUUUAUUUUAUGUGCAUUGGUGUUUUGCCUGCACGUGUGUAUGUGUGAAGGCGUUAGAACUCUUACAGCUGGAAUUACAAUUGUGAA